This is a messenger RNA of Rhineura floridana, 2061 nucleotides long. Its product is annotated as sialic acid-binding Ig-like lectin 13. The coding region runs from base 174 to 1673 and encodes 499 amino acids. The record is from RefSeq and is a predicted model, not a curated record. The transcript has 10 exons. NCBI's taxonomy places the organism in Eukaryota, Metazoa, Chordata, Lepidosauria, Squamata, Rhineuridae.
CAUUAGCAGCCUUUAAGUUUGAUUCACGUUCAGCAUGGGGCUUUGAUGGCCACGUGCUCCAUUUGAGUUCAGCCAUUCUCAUCCUGCUCGGCAUUUUCCUGAUCAAUUUCUUGGGAUCCUAAAGUGGACAGCAGAGUUACAAAGAGACUGACAUUUUUGGAAAAAGAAGCAAGAUGAGGUGUCCCCUUGAAGUCUUGAUUCUUGGACUGGUCUCAACCUGCCUCCUUUGGGAAGGUGUGCAAUGCAAAACCAGUGAAUUCACUCUGAUGGUCCCCAAAGAAGUUGUGUCAGUGCAUGAGAGACUCUGUGUCGUCAUCCCCUGCAGUUUCACUUACCGAAGUUUAAUGGACACUGAUGAAUUGCAUGGAUAUUGGUAUCGCAAAGGCAGGAACCCUUCCUGGCAUGAUCCUGCAGUGGCCACCACCGAUGGGAAGAGAGCAAUAGAAGACUUCGCUCACAAUCGCUUUAGUCUGUUGGGGGACUUGGAAAAAGAGAACUGCUCCCUCAUGAUCAUUGAUGCCCAGCAAAUAGACCAAGGGGAAUAUUUUUUCAGAAUGGAGAAAGGCUAUUUAAAAUAUAGUUACCCGGAAACAAUAUCUGUGGAAGUGACAGGUAGCAGAAACCCCAAAAUACAAAUACCGGGAAAGCUUCAGGCAGAACGUCCUGUAAAUAUCACUUGCACAGCCCCACUGAGUUGUUUCCAGAAGCCAAACAUCACUUGGGCAGGCAUUUCUGGAAGCAUCACCUCAAGGAUCCAUGUGUUGCCCAGAAAUAUCAAGCUUCGCAGCACCUUCACACCCUCAGCUGAGGACGAUGGCCAGCAGCUCACCUGCAUUGCCAAAUAUGACAGUGGAACUAAUCCUGUGCAAAUGGAGAAGAGCCUCCAGCUGAACAUCAGUUACCCACCUCAGAUGCUACGGUUCAGCGGGGAACUUCGACACUCCAAUGGAAGUAGGAGGAACUUCACAAAUGCUUCCAGGAUUGAAGCCCAGGAAGGUGACUGCAUCAAACUGCACUGCAAGGCAGACGGCAACCCCUCGGCCAACGUGACCUGGGUGAAGGAAUCGCAACACUCAGGGACUCUGCAGCUCACAUCAGAUAAUACUCUGAAGCUUUCCAAUGUGAAACUGGAGAACAAGGGGAGAUACAGAUGCCAGGCACAGAACACAGAGGGCUCUGCCGAGGCCACUUUCCGGAUCUAUCUAGCAUACAGCCCUAGGCCAUGUGAACAGGAUCCUUCCCACUGCUGGAGAGAGGACAACAGCUUCCGGUGCAACUGUUCCAUCUGCUCCUAUCCUGCCCCCAGGAUUCAGUGGCAGGUGGAUGGGGAGAGCUUGGAGGGAAACACCACCAAAGGGAAGUGGCGGGUCACUUCUUGGAAUGAGGAGGAAGUAGCCGCCAGUACUCUGCACUUGACAGGGAGCUGGGAUGGAGAGCACCCUGUUGUCUGCCAAGGAACCAACCCCAGCGGAGAACUUCCCAUGAAGUUCUUCCUGUUUAGUUCAGGAGCCCAUUAUGAGCCCUUGCAUGUGGGAACAACUGUUGCCUUAGUGCUUGCCCUCUACCUGACCAAGGCUUUGCUUUGUCUCUUCCUCUUUUCGUUUUCCUUUUGGUAUUUAAACUACUGGAAGCCUUCAGUGACGCGAGAGAGCCCCAGCAAGUCAGAAGGAUGAUGAUGACUUGAUCCCCUGCAAUUCUUUUUGCUUGGGAAGGAAAAAGACUCACACAUAUAACUGCCUGCUGCUGGAUCCCCUCGGUCCACAGAGUGAAAGUGUGUCAAUAUGCAGAGGAGCCUUCAGGCACACACAGAACGUCAUGCUCUUUUACUUCAGAUUGAAGAGAAUUAAUUGCUUGCUCAUUGGUAAAACUCAUAGGGUUGAUACUCAUCAUUUCAACCAUGAAUUAGAAUCACUCACCCUUCCCAGCCACCUCCUGCCUCUGCUUUCACUGCACCCUUGACAUGAUUUGCUCCCAAAACUGGCUGCUUAAUCUCACAUUCUUUCAUGAAAUAAAAGGGCAUCGUGAAAGACUGCAUUGCAUCUUUUCCUUUAGACACAAAGA